Molecule: messenger RNA, 813 nt
Organism: Ricinus communis (castor bean)
Lineage: Eukaryota; Viridiplantae; Streptophyta; Magnoliopsida; Malpighiales; Euphorbiaceae
Product: chitinase 2
Exons: 1
Coding region: 4-813 (269 amino acids)
Biological process (GO): carbohydrate metabolic process
Molecular function (GO): hydrolase activity, hydrolyzing O-glycosyl compounds
Source: RefSeq, a predicted model, not a curated record
GUGAUGAUGGAGUACAUUGGAGCCGCAGGAAUUCCUAUAAAAUUUGGUAAAGUUCCAAUUGAUGACAAAAUCGAUUUCCACUUCAUACUCAGCUUUGCUAUUGAUGCAGACCCUUCAGGCAAUGCUCAAAAUGGGAAAUUUUCACCAUAUUGGGCAAAUACAUUAACUCCAGAAUCAGUUUUAGCCAUCAAGAAAAAACACCCUAAUGUAAAAGCCACUGCUAGUCUUUCUGGUUGGAACUUGGGGCAAAAAGUUCUACGUUGGUAUAACCCAAAGGACACUCAACUCUGGAUAUCAAAUGCUUUCUCUUCUCUUAAGUCCAUCAUCCAAAGUUACCAUCUUGAUGGCAUUGAUAUUGACUAUGAGAACUUCCCUGAACAAAAUGCUAGCUUUGCUUAUUGCAUAGGUGAGCUAAUCACCCUUCUGAAAAACCAAAGUGUUAUUUCGACAGCGACCAUCGCACCAUUUCAUACAACUGUUAUACCUUACAUUGAACUGUUCGACAAGUACGGGGAGGUGAUCGACUAUGUCAACCACCAAUUCUACACUGAUAAGGUUAGAACUCCAGCAGCAUAUCUAACAGCAUUUAAGCUUCGAGCUACCCAGUUUAGUAAAGAUAAGUUGUUGCCUAGCUAUGAAGUGAAAGGAAGAGGGAUUCAGGGGGAUACAUUUUUUGAUGCUUUAGGCUUGUUGGAAGAGAACGGAUUUGAUGUUAAUGGAGUGAUGAUCUUCUCAGCUGAUGCCUCUUCCUCUAAUAACUAUUAUUAUGAGAGGAAAUCUCAGGCUUUCUUGCUCAAUUAUACAACUGCAUAA